This is a messenger RNA of Rotaria sp. Silwood2, 1350 nucleotides long. The record is from the annotation of a GenBank genome assembly. Lineage: Eukaryota; Metazoa; Rotifera; Eurotatoria; Philodinida; Philodinidae.
AUGAAAAAUGCUUCUACCGAAUCUGAUCACAAACGAUUAGCACGUUACAUACUCGCAAGAUAUGGCGCCUAUCCAACUGUAUGGAUAACUGCACAGGAAUUCAACGAUGUACAUUCUGGAUCAUGCGGUCAAUGUUGGGCAAAUGUUGCUGCGUACGUAUAUGAUCUUGAUCCAUACAAACGCGCCAAUAGCAUGCACAACGCUUACACAAAUCCUAUCGUAUAUCAUGAUCAGUCAUGGUAUGGAUUUGUUACUCUUCAACAAAGCCAUAAUCGAGUGAGUUCAGUAGAUUACUGGCUCACACAAUAUAAUGCCAUUCCGCCACGACCUAUUCUUGAAGACGAAGCCAAUUAUGAAGAUAUUAUUCCAUGGUAUGGUGGUGGUACGAUAACACCUAAAUGGAAAACUCGUCAAAGUGCAUGGCAAUCACAAAUUGCUGGAACUUUUGGAUUUACUUAUGGAGCACAAGGUAUUUGGUGGGCCUGUUACACAACUCUAGAUAUUAAUUAUAAUUGUGGCAAUGGUAGUGAUGCACGAGCUUGGAACACAGCCAUUGAUUUUCCUGUUGGUGAACAAAUGUCUUUUAUGGCACGCUUUUGGACAUCGUUUGAAUGGUGGUUGUUGGCACCUGAUGGAGAUGCUAUAAUUUGGUCAUCUGCUCCAAAUAAUACUCAAAAACCUUAUCAAAAAACGGAUGGGAAUAAUCGUACGCUAGUGAUUGCUUAUCUACCUUUGCAAUUGAAUGGGACAAUUUAUAAUGGAACAGUAAGAAACUUAUCACCUACUGGCUUGUACACAUCUCAAUGGUUUAAUCCACGUAAUGGUACUUAUUCAAUUAUAGAUGAAGGAUGGAUGCCCACAAAAGCUGGUUUGUGGAAUAUUCCAUCUCAACCUACUUCUACUGAUGAUUGGAUACUUAAGAUUCAACGUAUCAAUGGUCCUAACGCAUUGCCUAACUUUGCAUUCGGUGCGAGCAUAAGAAGUUCAUCAAAUAGGAACAUAAAUCAGACGUCUAACAAAGCUGUUGAUGGUGACUUGGGUAUAUAUUGGCAGGCUAGAGAUGCACAAGGAUUUAGUAAUUCCUGGUUAGCAGUAGACUUUCAUGUUAAUAUUACUUUUAACAAAGUAUGUAUCAUUGAAUAUGAUCAACGUACUACUGGCUAUCGUAUUGAAUAUUGGAACGGAACGCAUUGGUUAAUUGCUUACACUGGGUUUACGAUAAAUCAUGAAGGUAUUAUUUUUAAAGCAGUUACUGGUAGUCAAAUGCGCAUUAUAUUCACUUCAGGAAUAGGAUACUCCCCAAUCAUUUAUGAACUGGAAGUAUAUGACUCAACUUCAAUAGCUACAUAA